GAUAAACGCUCACAUGUGAUGCCGAGCCUCCAUGAUUGAAAGAAUUGAAAUCCAAUGAAUGAAAGGGGCGGGGACAGAGAUGUCAGGAAAUGAAGGAGGGGAGCAAGUACAAAUAUGCAAGAUUGGAGGGAGGAGCUGAUACAUCUGUGAAAGAAUGGAGGGGAGGAGCCGGUACACCUGUGAAAGACUGGAGGGGAGGAGCUGAUACACCUGUGAAAGACUGGAGGGGAGGAGCUGAUACACCUGUGCAAGAUUGGAGCAGAGGAGCUGAUACACCUGUGCAAGACUGAGAGGAGGAGCCGGUACACCUGUGCAAGACUGAGAGGAGGAGCCGGUACACCUGUGCAAGACUGAAGGGGAGGAGCCGGUACACCUGUGCAAGACUGAAGGGGAGGAGCCGGUACACCUGUGCAAGACUGAAGGG
Messenger RNA from Staurois parvus, 424 nucleotides. The record is from the annotation of a GenBank genome assembly. NCBI's taxonomy places the organism in Eukaryota, Metazoa, Chordata, Amphibia, Anura, Ranidae.